This is a messenger RNA of Metopolophium dirhodum (rose-grain aphid), 3189 nucleotides long. RefSeq names its product leptin receptor gene-related protein. The record is from RefSeq and is a predicted model, not a curated record. Gene Ontology annotation, biological process: late endosome to vacuole transport via multivesicular body sorting pathway. NCBI's taxonomy places the organism in Eukaryota, Metazoa, Arthropoda, Insecta, Hemiptera, Aphididae. The coding region runs from base 16 to 501 and encodes 161 amino acids. The transcript is spliced from 6 exons. Gene Ontology annotation, cellular component: endosome.
AAAGUACAAAUUAAAAUGUGUUGUUUGGAAAUUGGUGUAUAUGCUCUUUUGAUGAGUUUGGCUUUCGCUGGUUCCAUUGGUAUGACUUUAGUCAUAUUAGCAUGUGCAUUGCCAGAUUUAAAUUCUUGGUGGCCAUUCAUAGUAGUGAUAUUUUACCUGCUGGCACCAUUACCGACCAUGCUGAUGAAACGGUUCAAUGAUUACUCAGGAUCCGGUAAUGCCAAUAUGGAUUUAGCUGUAUUUAUUACAAUGGGUAUAGUGGUAUCUUCAUUUGCAUUGCCUAUAAUAAUGGCCAGAGUUAAUGCAAUUGCAUGGACAGCCUGUAAUUUUACAUUGUGUGGGAACAUAGUUGUGUAUUUGACAUUUAUAGGGUUUUUCUUAACUUUAUAUCAAGAAGAUACUGAUUAUAGUUUAUGUCAGUAUCCUGAAAACAGGUACAUCCUUAAUAAAAUGCAACUUACUAGAUGGAUCAAAGGAUUGCUAAUUACCUAUACUUUUUGAUAGAAACUUCUAUUAUUUUAUUUUAAACAAAAUCCACUUAAGAUUAAAGUAUUUUUAAACUUAACUAUUAUACAUUAUUAUGAUAAUUUAAAAUUUAAGAUUGUACUGAGAUAAGUAAUAUAUUUUUAAUGAUACAUGGUUUGAGUUCAUAUAAUUAUAUUGGUUUUUAUGUAAACUUGUAUUAAACUAAAAAUAAAUGAUGUUUUUAUAUUGUACUUUGGUUUUUAAAUUGUAAAAGAUCAAGGCAAUAUACAUUAUCAGUUUAACAUAUUGUUGUUGGUACUCAGUAAUAUAGUUAUUGAAAGUCUACUCAAUUACCACACAUUAUAUUUUAAGAGUUCACUAUUUAUUUCAUUAUUGUAAAUGAAUUUUGAAUUUUGAAUUACAAAUUUGUGUACUGUGAACUUUGUAUAUAUUUUUAUUUAUAAGAUAUUAUUUUUAGUUUAACUGUUUUCUUAUAGUUUUGAAUUACUGAUAUAAUUAAUUUAUUAUUAUUAUGAUUUUAUAAAUAUUUUUCUUUCAUAUUAUAAAACGUUUUUAACAGUUGUUGUUAAUUUGAAAUAUUUAAGUUUUAUACUUUAUGUAUGUGUAUUAGAAUAUAGAAAUUUAAGGACCAAUGUAAAAUAUAACACCAUAGAAUAUUUGAUCGAAGAAAACUAAAUGAAAAUUUUUAACACUAAUCAAUUUACAAAAACAUUUCAGUUCUUAAGACUACAUUUAUCAAUCCUCUUCUAUAAAAAAAGAUGUAAACAUUUCUAAUGACCAACUUUGAUUUUUUUCAUUAAAUAUUUAAAUUUUAUUAAAAAAUGUAUUAUGCCAUGUUUAAUGUGCACUGUAUGUUUUUAAAUUAUAGAAAAUUCAGCAUUGAAACCUGGUAGCAUGUAUGUUUGUUAUGGUUUUUUAUGUCAUAAGUAGACUGUUAACAUUUCUUGCCUAAUGGCUGAUACGAAAAACAAGAGAACUAGUUUAAAUGGUCUAUAUAACCAUAUUAUUUAAUGAAUUUCAUAUAUAUAAUAUAUUAUGAGCAUAUUAAGAGUACGCUACACAGACAUUUGUGACUCCGUCUUAUAAGUGUGUAACAUCACAAAUUUUAUGCUCAGCAGAUCAAAUUUAGCUCCGUUAGUUUAAAAAUUAGAGUGAAUUGACCUCUUAUAAAAUUUAAGGCAUCUCAUAGGAUUUUUAUUGUAUUUAAAUUUUAAAACAAGAUGAGUAUUUUAAGAUGUUCUAAUAAUUUACUAUUUUAAAAUACUCAUAACUCUCUUUAAAUUUAAAAUAUAAUACAAAUCCUAUGAGAUGCCCUAGAUAAUAAUUUUAUCUUUAAAUAUUAUUAGAGGUAAAUUCACUGCAAUUUUUAAACUAACUGAACUAAAUGUGACCUGCUGAGCGUAAAAUUUGCUAUGUUACGCAUUUGUAAGACGGAGACAACAAAUGUCCGUGUAGCGUUCUCUUAAUGUAGUAUGUACAAUAAAUUAAUAACUGUAGUAGAACAAUUUAUAAUUUCUGGACAUAAUAUGACAUUUAUUAUUUGCUACAUCUCAGUUUUGUUAUUUCUAUUCAUAUUCUCUUUUUAGAUCAUUUACUGUAAUAUUGGUACACUUUUGGAGUUACAUAAGUAUUAGUGACUACUGUGGAAAAUUAUGUAGUUAAAGGAGUUAAGUAAUAUAUUUGUUCUGUGGUAAUAUGUAGUGAUAUCAAAUAUUUUAAAAGCUAAGGGGAGACUUUUGGGGGGGCCCUAUUUGCGCCAAUGGUCGUUGUGCACGUCAACGUAAAAACUUGAUAAUUCGAAGGUGUUGAAUAAAUACGGAAUCCGAGGAGGAGGAUGAAAAUUUGCAAAAACGUUCUCCAACGAUCAUAAAUGAGUAAUCUUUGUCAAAUGGUAAAAACUGCGCAGGGGCGUAUUUAAGGGGGGGGCUAAGCCCAGUUGUAGCUAAUACAAUUAUAUUUCAAGAAAUCUUAGAUGGCCGAACUGAGACAGAAAAGAAAUCGUAUCUAUCUCAGUGUCUGGCCGUGAUUUUUAUCACCAGCUUCCACUGCUACCGAAAGAUUCUAUAUCUCUUAUCUAUCUUAAAUCGUGGUUAAGCGUGAAAUUGUCAUGGUGAUAAUACUGAUAAAAUGAUAAGAAGAGAACUAUUAUAUCAUAUUUAAUAACGUUAAAAAAAAUUACAUAUCAAAAGAAGAAUGGGAUUUUGAUGAACUAAUAAACAUUGCUAUUGAAUCAGUACUACAAAAUUUAAGAAAAAUGUUAAAAGUAGCAAAAGUAGCAUUAAUAUUUCCGGUUAUUACAGUUACUUGUGAGCGUUCCUUUUCUACUAUGAGGAGAAUUAAAACCUGGCCGAGAUCUAGAAUGGAACAAAAUCGUUUUGAUAAUUUGGCAAUACUAAACAUUGAAAAAGAUUUACUGAAGAACUUAAACAAAGAAAAAAUUCUUGAUGAGUUUGCCAAAAAGCCAAGAAAAUUAAAAUUGUAAUAUUAGGUAUGUACCUAAUGUAAUUUGUAUGACUACUAUGACUAUAUUUCAAAUCUAAUGACAAAAUAUUACUAUUGUACAUAUAUCUAUUUGAGAAAUUGUUUUAUAAUAUAAUAUAAUAACUUUUAUAAUAUAUUAAUUGUGAAUUGCUAUGUUGUAUUCAAAUUUGUUCUUAUUAAUGAAUUAUGUUUAAUUGAAUAAACUAAAAAGUCAUAAUUAAA